AGGGAUUCUCGGUACGGAGAGCCACAAGACGUAAAUGUGAUUUGAAAAUGAAAUCGUUUACACCACUACUCUUGUUAUAUCCAGGGCUGCCUUACUAUGAAGUGCCAUAAUCACAUACGGGAACACCGUGCCGGAACACUAUAAAUAACACUCCACAACUAACGUUGGGGAGAAGAUCAAACUUCGACCUCGAAUGACGUGGAAAAGUUGGGUAUGUGACAUGUCCAUCCGAUGCCCGGACGUGUCCGUCGCCAGCGGGCCCGUCUUAUGAGUGGUGGUCAAUCCCUGGACAUGGCCUUGCAUACGUCAUGGCACACCAUAUGCAUCAGUCUUCUUGCGUGCGAAGUUGUCUUUUGUCUGCCGCAUUUGGACCGUUUCUGCGCAGUUUACAUCUUGCUGGAAGGGUAUUGCCAGGUCCGGACGUUUGGUUCGGAUGACGGAAGGCCUAGGGCGGAGAGAUUAUAAAGAGCGGGACUGAGAGCCACCGUCAACACAAAACACAUUAGAAUGCCUGCCUUCACCACUUCCAACAAUACCGUCGACCGCUCUCUUAUCCUCCCCCAGGUCGUCGACCUCCACCUGGAAAACCCCAGAAACAACAUCGCCUACUCGUUCGCCAAAGAACAUCAUCCAUCGGGGAUAGUCUCGACCGACAUCACCCAGUUCGAAUUCGUGCGCGCUGCCCACCGUGCUGCCCAUCUGGUUUCACCUGCAAAGGGCAAAGGCCAAUUUGUGGCGAUCGUGGCUCUCGCGGAUGUUCUCGUGUAUCAGGCAAUCGUCGUCGGAUGCAUCAGAGCGGGGCUAGUCCCUUUUCCGAUAUCUCACCGCAACUCCGCUGCGGCUAUCGCGCACUUGCUAGAGUCGACGGACUGCCAUCGGGUGCUGACCACACGAGCUUCCUUAGAAAAGCUCAUUGACGGUGUCGUAUCCGAGCUCGCUACGCAAGAUCCCAAGUACAAACUGUCCGUGGAGGAGAUCCCUUCGCUGGGACAGCUGUAUCCACAUCUCGGGCAUGAGACGGCGACCGAUGAAUUCACACCGUACCCGGUCCCCGAAUCUAUACCACCAGUCACCGAUAUCGCAUUCUGUUUGCACUCCAGUGGCAGCACAGGCUUCCCCAAGCCAAUCCGUAUUUCCCAUCGCCUGUUGAUCGAGAUAGCGGCCCUCGGUUCGUUUAGCCAGAUCAAAACGUACGCACCCCGCUUAGCGAUCGGUACGCUCCCGCCAUUCCACGCGAUGGGUUGCUUCACGCAGAUCCUCAUUCCGAUGCUCAACAACGGCACGGCCUGUAUCUUGCCUCCCGCUUCGACGGCGACCGAGUACCAUGUCCCACCGAACGCGACGUCCGAUCUAGCUCUGCACAAUGCGAAGAUCACGAGGGCCGAUGGAAUACUGACCGUCCCUGCGUUCAUUCUGGAGUGGGCUCGUUCUCCGGAAGCCGUGGAUUAUCUCAAGAGCUUGAACAUGGUCGCGUUCGGUGGAGGACCAUUGACGCUCGAGGUAGGCGACGAGCUCAUCGAGCAAGGUGUAAAGGUCAUACCCAUCUUUGGGGCGACGGAAUUCGGCUUGCCGAAUGUCAUCCGUGACGACGUGGAUUCCAAAGACUGGGCCUGGUUCAAGUUCUCAGAAUCCGUGCAGCUUCGAUGGGUUCCACAGGACGAUGCUAACACGUUCGAGCUUCAAUUCCUGAGCUGCGACAGCCUCCACCCGGCAGUCGAGAACCUCCCGGACGUCCAGGGCUACUCGACCAAAGAUCUGUUCGAACGGCAUCCCACGAAACCUGACCUUUACCGUAUCGUUGGGCGCCUGGAUGACGUGCUGAUCAUGGCGAACGGAGAGAAAACAGUCCCCGGCCCGAUGGAAGACAUCCUGCUCUCUAACCCGAAUAUUUCCGGGGCCGUGAUGUUCGGUCGCGAAAGGAAUCAAGUCGGCGUGCUGGUUGAGCCGAGCGCGGCGUCCAAGGUGGACAUUACAGACCCUACGGAGGUUGCCAAGUUCCGGAAUCUGAUCUGGGAGACGGUACAGAAAGCGAAUGAGAGUGCGCCUGCGUUUGCCCGGAUCUACAUGGAGAUGAUUGUCGUGGCUUCUCGCGAAAAGCCUUUCGUACGCACCCCGAAAGGGACCGUGAUCAAGAAGCCCACCGUCGCCUUAUAUCGUGCUGAUAUCAAUGCGCUGUACGACACAAUCGAAGCCAGCACUAGUGCCGCGGACGACGUCUCUCCUCCUGCCAGUUGGUCAGCUGCCGAUCUCGUUCCCUGGCUGUCUGUGCACGCUUCAUCGCUUGCCGAGAAGGACAUCCAUCCCGGCGGCGAUAUCUUCGACCAGGGCUUUGACAGUCUCAACGCGACGUUCCUCCGCCAUCGGAUCGUCGGCGCGAUGAGCAAGUCGUCCAACCCAAGCUGUAGGGCAGCUGCGCCGAAGAUUUCGCAGGAUAUCGUGUAUUCCCAUCCGACGAUCGAGUCGCUCGCAGCUGCUCUGUCUGCACUCGCUUCUGGGACGCUGGUGGAGGCUGUGGAUCCCAAGGUUGUUGUCGAGCAGAUGAUCGCGAAGUAUUCGGUCGGAUUGAACGGGACGUUGCGCGCUAAGACUCGGCCGGAAGGCGGCGAGGUCGUCCUGCUGACUGGAUCGACGGGUGGUCUUGGGUCGCACCUACUCGAGAUUUUGCUCAAGAAUCCGUCCAUCCGUCGCGUCUACGUAUUGAACAGGCACAGCGCGCGUGCGACUGCUGCCUCUCGACAGAGCGCUGCGUUUUUGGAGCGUGGACUGGAUGCGAAGCUUCUUGACUCUGAGAAGCUUGUCUUCCUUGAGGGCACUGCUGCGGACCUCGAAGAGUCUGCAUUCGAGACUCUACGAAACGAAAUCAGUGUGAUCGUCCACAACGCCUGGAGUCUCGACUUCAAUAAGUCGCUGGCGUCGUUCGAGCCCCACAUCAAGGGCACGCGCAACCUGAUAGAUCUCGCCCUUGCCUCGGAGACUGGAGUUCGCUUCCUAUUCACGUCGUCCGUGGCGACAGCUAUCGGCUGGGAUCCGAAACUGGGUCCGUUUCCAGAGGAGCUGCAGCUUGACCCGACCUCCGCGUUGGGUCAGGGAUACGGGGAGGGCAAAUACGUUGCUGAACGGAUCAUCGCUGCCUCCGGGCUGGAUUCUACGUCCUUCCGCAUUGGGCAGAUCUGCGGCUCGUCCCAAACGGGAGCGUGGUCCACGACCGACUGGGUUCCAAGUCUCGUCAAAUCGAGUAUCGCGCUGGGUGCCCUGCCACUGGAGCCCAAAGGACAGAUGGCGUGGCUCUCGCCGGAAGCCGUGUCGCAAGCCAUCGUUGACGUCGCGGUGUACGAGGGCCGGGCGCCCGGUGCGAUGAACCUCGUCCACCCGCGGCCCGUUGCGUGGGAUGUCAUCAUGACCGGGAUCGCAGGCGACCUCGAUCUCCCGCUGGUCACAUUUCCGGAGUGGAUUGAGCGGCUCAAGAAGGCCGCUGUGGGUGCGACUGCAGAGGACUUCGAGCGAGUGCCUGGCAUCAAGCUCAUCGAGUUCUUCCAGUCGGCAGAGGUGGGAACGGGAGCCGUUCAGUUUGCGACGGCCGUCUCGCAAGAGUACAGUCCGACGUUCAGGGACCUGAAGCCUUUAGACUUGGACGACGCGAAGCGGUGGAUUGCAUACUGGCGCGAAAAGAGUUUCAUUUAGAUGAAUUUUGUAAAUAAUGUAAAUUAGCACCAGCAUGACUAAUGGGACGGAGCUUUCUUCUAUCCUAA
Molecule: messenger RNA, 3749 nt
Organism: Mycena citricolor
Lineage: Eukaryota; Fungi; Basidiomycota; Agaricomycetes; Agaricales; Mycenaceae
Source: the annotation of a GenBank genome assembly